AGUCAAUGAUAUUACGUGAUGCAGUAGCGCGUGGAUUCUGAAAAAACCUUGGAUAACUGUUCCAAAGUGAGAUAUAGAAGAAAAAGGAGCUGUAUUCUUAGGCUUCCACAUUAAUAACUCCGAAUAAACUACCAACCAGUAUGAAAAAUUGGAUUAAUUAUAAUUAAGUUCGUGAAAAUUUGCUCUGGAAGCAGAGUUUGGACUAUUCAAAAUCAACUAAACGGCAACCGACUGAUUAAAUCGACUCGAUCCUCUUUCAGAAGAGAUAUUGGAAAGUUGUUGAUCUACAAAUUCAAUUUCCGACCAUGUUUCUUAAACUCACCCUACUUCUCGCCACUUUCUUCAUAUGCCGAACGACACUUAAUGCACAAAUUACCAAUGUCCGUGCAGUUGAUUAUUCGGCUGAGAAAUUCCGCACAGAAGUAGCAAAAAAAGAUCACUUCGUUAUGUUUUACACCUCGUGGUGCAUAUAUUCUCUGGAACUAAUGCCGACGUGGGAUCAACUGGCUUCAACACUCAACGGCAGUCAAAUUCAAAUCGCCAAAAUCGACUGUGAUCGAUAUGGUAGACUUUGCUGGCAGAACAGCGUCACGGGAUAUCCAACCCUAAAGUUCUUUAAAGCUGGUCAAUGGCCGGGUGUCAAGUACAUGGGAAAUCGGAGGUUGCACGACAUGAGGAAUUAUAUCGAUGAGCAAGAGGAAUUAAGCAGCCGCGAAUACAUCUUUGUUGGAAUGUGAUAAAUCAAACGUUGAAAUUGUUUAAUUAUGGUAUAAUCAACGUACAAAACAUUACCGUAUCACGUGAGAUGAUGUUGACCAACUGCCAACAAGUAGAGUAUAGGCCAUAUACAGACACGACGCGCAGGUCAACCAAUCAUCCAUCGGUCUGCCUUUUCGUCCCAGAGUUUACUUUGGAAAUUUCAAACUCUACGUUCAUACAGUUUCAAGCACCGUGCAGCCGACACGGCGAAUAUAUCGUUGUAGGAACUCUUAAUCUCGAAUAAUUAGUGCAUACUGUGUAUUCUCAUGGAAAUUAUUUACUGUCAGCAUGAAACUAUACUAUAGCAAACUAUUUAAAAAAAAAAAAAAACUAUCCAAAGCCGAAUAGUUUUAUUGAAGUACCAGUCGAUAUACCAUUUAAAUUAUACU
Molecule: messenger RNA, 1148 nt
Organism: Neodiprion fabricii
Lineage: Eukaryota; Metazoa; Arthropoda; Insecta; Hymenoptera; Diprionidae
Product: thioredoxin domain-containing protein 5-like
Exons: 4
Coding region: 306-737 (143 amino acids)
Biological process (GO): protein folding
Cellular component (GO): endoplasmic reticulum
Molecular function (GO): protein disulfide isomerase activity
Source: RefSeq, a predicted model, not a curated record